UGUCAAUGCGGAUGUCAGUUUUUUAUUUAUUUAUUUUCCCAUCUGAAAGCACCAAAAGCACAGAAAAGAUACAAUCAUUUGUUUCAGGACUUACAUUUUAAAGUGGUAAUAACUUGAACAAUUCACAACAAUUGAUCAUCAUGAAGCUGAUAAUAAAAAUUCUCAAAGGCGAAGAAUAUGUAGUGGAGACCACAGACGAUGCAACUAUACUGGGCAUCAAACAAGAACUGGAACGCAAAAGCAUGAUACCGGUAGAACACCAGAAGCUGUUGCUUAUAGGCAAAACUCUUUCGGACGAUAAAACGGUCGCCUCGUACGGAAACAUCAAGGACGGUACCAAGCUCACUUUGGUCGUCAAAAAGCCAGACCCGCUGAAGGAUGUUAUCUACCGUCAGUUCAAAAAGUACUACCAAGAGGAGCAGUCCCAGAAAUUAACCCAAGAAUUUAUGAAAGAUUUCGAUAGCAAAAUUCAUCAACUCAGCCUUGACGAUCUUGAAAAAAUUGCUGCAGAUAUGUUGAGUAAAAAGCGACAAAACGUUUGAUGUGCAUUUGAUGUUUCAACUAUUCGCUGCUUAGAAUGAUUCAGAUUUUUUGAUGAAUAAAAUUGUUUUGAAUAAUGAA
Uranotaenia lowii is the source of this 621-nucleotide messenger RNA. RefSeq lists its product as uncharacterized. Lineage: Eukaryota; Metazoa; Arthropoda; Insecta; Diptera; Culicidae. The record is from RefSeq and is a predicted model, not a curated record. The transcript has 2 exons. The coding region runs from base 141 to 542 and encodes 133 amino acids. Gene Ontology annotation, molecular function: protein binding. Gene Ontology annotation, biological process: post-translational protein targeting to endoplasmic reticulum membrane.